Molecule: messenger RNA, 1358 nt
Organism: Annulohypoxylon maeteangense
Lineage: Eukaryota; Fungi; Ascomycota; Sordariomycetes; Xylariales; Hypoxylaceae
Product: enolase C-terminal domain-like protein
Exons: 4
Coding region: 84-1229 (381 amino acids)
Biological process (GO): amino acid catabolic process; D-galactonate catabolic process
Molecular function (GO): galactonate dehydratase activity
Source: RefSeq, a predicted model, not a curated record
AUAAAUGUCAAUUUAAGUUUGUUUUCAUAGCCAAGUACCAAUUUUAUUAACUAUUUAGUACUCAAACGUUCCUCGGUAGUAUCAUGGGUAAAAUUUCGAAGAUAGAAUAUUUUCGUGUGCCGCCACGAUGGUUAUUCGUAAAGAUCACGGACGAAGAAAACCGUGUCGGUUGGGGAGAAGCCAGUCUUGAAGGACACACUCAAGCCGUGGAAGGAUGUCUAGAUGCGUGGGCGGAAAAAUAUGUAGGAUUCGAAGCUGACGAUAUCGAACAUAUUUGGCAGCUAUCGUAUCGCGGGGGCUUUUACAGAGGGGGGCCAGUGCUCAUGAGUGCUUUGAGCGGGAUUGAUAUCGCCUUAUGGGAUUUAAAAGCUAGGAAACUGAAUGUUCCGAUCUACCAGCUUUUGGGCGGGAAAGUCCGGGAUAAGCUGCGAGUGUACGCAUGGAUAGGGGGUGACCGCCCAAGCGACGUUGAAGCACAAGCGAACGCCCGUAAGGCACAAGGAUUCAAUGCGGUCAAGAUGAAUGCGACCGAGGACCUGGGGUGGCUCGACUCACCUCGAAAGCUUGACGAGUGCGUGGAACGAGUGAAGACGGUGAAGGCAUUAGGACUCGAUGCGGGAGUAGACUUCCACGGGCGAGUGCACAAGCCGAUGGCAAAACAAUUAGUUGCCAAGCUGGAACCUCAUGAUCCUCUCUUCAUCGAAGAGCCCUUGUUAAGCGAGAAUAUCGACGGCAUCAAGGAUAUCGCUGCUCGCACGCAUUUGCCAAUCGCUCUUGGUGAGCGCCUCCAUAGUAGGUGGGAUGUACGUCCUUUCCUGGAAUCCGGAUGUGUGGAUAUCUUGCAACCAGAUAUCAGCCAUGUCGGAGGCAUAUCUGAGAUGCGCAAGAUUUCUUCAGCUUGUGAGACCUACGAUGUUGCACUGGCGCCGCAUUGCCCAUUAGGUCCGAUUGCAUUGGCAGCAAACGUGCAAGUUUGUGCGGUCAGUUCGAAUUUCGUGAUCCAGGAGAUGAGUCUUGGCAUUCAUUACAAUGUCGGCGGCCAAGACCUGACGAGUUACACGACCAAUCCGGAAGUCUGGAAAGUUACAGAUGGGUAUAUCGACUUAAUGGGCGGGCCUGGCCUAGGGAUCGAAAUUGACGAGGCGCAAGUCCGGACUUUAUCAAAAGAUGCGAAGGCGUGGGUGAGCCCGAAUUUCUUCGGCCCGGGGAACGAAUUAAGAGAGUGGUAGUCUCAAUAACUGUUGUGCGCUGAAUCUGCUCAGAAACAGAUAGCCUCGGGGAUGGUGGCAAUCAUGGAUAGAUGUGCAAUAAGGCAUGUAAGCUACUAGGUACCUACCUACCUAGUAUCUUUGACCACC